CAAAUUUGGGCAUUUCUUCAUUAAUUGUUUUCCAAAUGGGGUUCAGCUGUUUUAUUGAUUCAUGAAUAUUCGUGGUUUGAUGGGAUGAGAAGAAGACGGUUUUCUGUUUUUGGUAUUCUACAGAGAGCUUUGGCGAGUUAAAUCUGCCAAAAAGCUGGAGAUUCAAAGGUUUGACAGAACUCAGAAAUGGGUUUCGUUCGAGGAGAUUUGUGAGACUUUUUUUUACGAGAUCGCAGCGCAUUUCCAAUGGGAUUUUUCUUUUAAAAUUAUUUCACGGAUUUUGAACUUUUCCCAAGCUUUUUCUUUUCUUUCUUUUUCAUUUGUUUAUAUUUUCUCUCACUAAGUUUGUUCUUUCUUUCUCCCUCUCGUGAUACCUUCGGGUGCCAUUUUGUCAAUCUUUAUCUCUAUCUGCUUUAGUUCGUGAAGAACCCGAUUCCUCUGAAAUGAGGAACGAAUUCGCCUUUCCCUUUUUGGUUCUCUUUGAUGACUUUUUCGAUUUCUCUCUUUUCCUGUAUCUUUGAUUUCUCACCCACACCACUUCUCAAGCUCCUUCUGUGUCAAGCAAGGAAGAGGGAGAAGAGAAAUAUAGAGACAGUGAAGGAGAGAAACAGGGAGAAAGAGACAUAUGUAAACAAAAUUGGUUUUAUUUUCUUCGGAAAACGCGAAUCCCCCAGCCCCCCUUUUUUCGGUUUCCUUCCCGACGUUAUCGUCGUUAAACAAAAAUAAGGAAAAACAAACACCUACCCACCUUUCAUUUAGUCCGAUAGAUCAUCUCGGCUUUAAAUUCGCUUUCACUUCUUGGGUUCUUCUUCUUCUUCAGUUCUCAUUUCCUUUGUUCUGAGUGUUUCGAUUGUUAAAAUAGAAAUGUAAUGGAUCAAAACAAAGAUCUUUUAUUGUAAGUUGUAACUGAUAAACCAGGGUCGUUUUUCCUUUUUCUUUUUUAUCUUCUACUGAAGGACCUUGCUUGAUAGAGGAGCAGAAGAAUCUGGGGGUCACUCGAGAAAUUCUGUCUUUCGUUUUCUGAGGUUGGUUCAAUCAAUUGGGACCGUGGAAGGUGUUAUCCAUCGAUGUAAGCAACCCAGAAAUGGACAAGCCCCGAGAGUUGAGACGUACUAAGCGAUCUGGACACAAACUUAUCUCCGGUAAGGCUCUGAACGGUGCAGGGAAUGCGGAUUCUCCGGAAAGAUCGAAGAAGGAGAAAGUUAAAGGUUCCAAUCACGUAGGCAGAGGCGGCAGUUCAAGCAUCGAAGACAGCGAAAUGGUCGGCGGUUCUGAAGGAGAAGAGGAGCUCCGCCAACCGCUGCAACCACUGCCACCACCAACUACUGGUAGUAGCAAGAGGACAAAGUUUCCCAGAAAGUCAUUUGAUGAAUGCAAUGGCGUUGAUCCCACUGCUGUCCCACGGAAGCUACGGUCAGCUAUGAGCAAGCGUACUCGUGAAUCCAUGUCACCACCUUCCCUGGCAGCAAAGAAGCUGUGUGAUACCUUGAAUUUAAAUAGAAUUGAAACACCCCAAAUCAAUGGUGUGAAGAAAGUGAAACAGGGGAUGAAGCAAGUUGGUGGCUCAGACGGGUACUUGAAGCAUCCCAUCUCUGGACCUAUUACUAAGGACGAGGAAGAAGUCGUGGAGACUUUGUAUGCUUUGGCCAGAAUGGUCCCCGACAACCCUGUUGGGCAUCAAGUUGAUGAUAAAACUUCAGAAACUAAGUCUUCUUCAUUGCCAGAGGCUAAAGAGAGCUCAGUGCCUGCCUCUGAAGCUCCAGUAGAGGAACUCAAGAAAUUACCACUUGCCUCUAACACUACUGAGGCUAGCAAUACAGAAAGCUUGACUGGAGAUCCAGUAGUCAGCAACUUGACUGAGUGCACUACACCGGAGCAACCCUCCACUGAUAACCAGAAGUUUGGUAUAGGAUCAAGUGGUCCUCCGAUUCAUGCCGAUCUCCAUAGGGUUCCUUUGUUGUCUAAGACUGGUGAAAUGCCAUUUUGCAAUGCUGAGAGAUUGAGAGAUCCAUCUGAACUAUGCCCAAAUACUGGAUUGGUACAGCCAGAACAACAUGAUAACCAUCUUCUUAAGAGAAGAACAGAGAACAUGUUUUGGCCUGUUACAGGUAUUGAAGUGGAACAGGGACAACAGCAUCCUAUUAAUGGGACCAAAGACAAUGUGUCGUGUCUUGCAUGUACAGAAGGGGGUCCAGUUCUGUGGCCUGGUUUGUAUACAGCAGGAUUAUGUGUUGAUGGGCUUCAUCAGUCUUUACAACGGCCCUCUUCAACCAAAGCCCCAGCUUGGCUUGAUACAGCCACUUGUUCCAUUAGACCCAGCUCUGCAGAAAAUAUUGUUUCGACUGAAAAGGUUUCACCAGUGGUUGAGAGAAACCAGUCUUGGAAGAAAUGUGUAGCUCAUGUCUACAUAAGCCAUCUAAUACAGGCAUCCCGAACUGCUGAUGAGACUGGUAGGUUGUCAAUUCCUUCUCAUCAAUUGAAAGCAAAGGAAGGAAUGCAGUCAGGUCUUGUGGAAAACAGCAAUCCUAUGACGAGAGAUGGUUUGAAUGGGGUUAUCUCUGCCAGCACCAUUAAUGUUUCUCCUACUAAGAAGACUCUGAAUGAUCAGAGACUUGGUAUUCCAUUGGAGAAGAAGAUCCAGCAAGAUAAAAAAGAGGCUGCUACAACAUCUGGGAUGUAUGCUCAGCAGAAUCAGAAUUGUAAUUUUUUGUCCUUGGCAUCUGGUGAUGGUGGCUUAGAAGCUAGUUAUACCGACAAUAUUAACAAGAAGAGGGGAAGUAUUCUACUAGGGAAUGGAAUGGAGCAACCUGCACAACUGCAUGUUCCUUACCUACAUUCAAUUGUCCAGCACCAUCCACUCUUGCCUUUCUCCAUGCCGCAUACUCGUUAUUCCUCUAGUCCUUAUCCGGACCAGCUCACAGCAGCAGCAACAGGACAGCAGGUCCAAGUGCAACACCCUCAAUAUUUGGGCAGUCCAUUCUAUGGGCCACCUCAUUUGGGUCAUGCGGGCCUAGUGAAACAGCAGCAACACCCGCAAUCAGCUCAUAUGUGGGCAUCCCAGCUGGCAACACCCUAUAGAUCCACGGGAAUUCCUGGGUCCCAUUUGCCCAAAUGGCACAAUGGGAGACCGGAGACUACUACCCCUUUCAUCCCUUGUGCUCAAGAAAUCCAGCCUACAACUACACACACUUCAUUAGAAGUGGGACUCGGUGCCAACUGCUCUCCUGGCCAACAGCAACAGCACCUCUUUGCCCUGUCUUCAUCAUCCUCCCACAGAGGAAAGAAGCAGCAGCACCACCUUCCAAGCAGCUAUAACCAGGUUGGUGGUGGGUUCCAUUCGGAGAGCUCAUCUCACAAGCAGUUGCUUUGCAAAGCUGAGCAUGUGUAACUGGAAGGUAACCUGGUCUGCUGACGGACAAUGAUGAUCCAGAUGUAUGGAUGGGUUGAUUGUUUAAUUCUUUCUAUAUGCUUAUGCAAUCAGUGGGGUUUCACAGAGCAAGUCCUGAGCCUCAAGACUCAGCAUAGCAUACCCGGCACUGCCAGGGUAUUAUUCGCUUUUUUUCAUGACCUUUGGAAGAUUGGAAGUGUAAGAUGCGACUAUGUUUAUAAAGGAAAGCAGGGGUUGCUAAUUGGCAUAGACUUUUCGAGUUGCUAGUUGGGACAAUGGAUCAGACUAGGGAUUGGGAGAUUUGUAAUUGAAACAUUAAUACUUGAAACAACAAACAGUAUCGGCAGGAAUGUUGUAGUGUUGAACUCAUUUAUAUUGAGUUGUAGAAAGCCCAUGUUGUGGGGAUUCAAACAAAACGCUUCCUUCCCCUAA
Molecule: messenger RNA, 3820 nt
Organism: Macadamia integrifolia
Lineage: Eukaryota; Viridiplantae; Streptophyta; Magnoliopsida; Proteales; Proteaceae
Exons: 13
Coding region: 1085-3388 (767 amino acids)
Source: RefSeq, a predicted model, not a curated record